Coniosporium apollinis CBS 100218 is the source of this 897-nucleotide messenger RNA. RefSeq lists its product as uncharacterized. The transcript has 2 exons. Gene Ontology annotation, molecular function: protein binding. The record is from RefSeq and is a predicted model, not a curated record. NCBI's taxonomy places the organism in Eukaryota, Fungi, Ascomycota, Dothideomycetes. The coding region runs from base 1 to 897 and encodes 298 amino acids.
AUGAGCGCAUCUAAGCACAACACUGAGCCAAGCUCCACACGAGCGGAAAGCAAACGCGACCGAAAGGAGCCAAAGCAGGUCCCGGUUGAGAAUGGAACACCAUCAGAAUACAGCAGCAGUGAGAAUGGGCAAAUCUUGGAAUCAGAAACGGCGUCACCCAAUGGGCCUACAUCGAAUGGACCUCCACUACCAGAUGAGCCAACACCUGAAGGGCCACCUUUACCUGAUGAGUCCACCCCGAACGACCCACCGUUGCCACAAGAAGCGCUCCCUUCAGAGUCUGAGGAUGGCUGGGAACCUGUCUGGGAUCCCAAUGCACAAGCCUUCUAUUUCUACAACCGCUUCACACAGGCCGCACAGUGGGACAACCCUCGUGUACCUGAAGCAUCCUCUAGCGUCAUGGCGCCACCUCCCGGUUUAGGCUCUCACGACCCAGCACCCAGCAGCAGCGUUGGUGCCCCAGGUACUGAGUCUCUACGGUCUUCAUCGCCUGUAAAGCGGCCACAUGGCGGAUACAACCCAGCCAUCCAUGGCGACUACGACCCUACAGCCGACUACGCUAUCGCAGCACAAGCCGAAGAAGAAGCGGCGUCUGUCGCCUACGCUCUUCCCUCCUCAGACCCUGCGGCGGUUUAUGCAGCCACGGGCGCGUUCAACCGCUACACGGGACGCUGGCAGGAUCCGUCGCUCAACCCGGAAAGGCACAACGACGAGAACAAGUCGAAGAGGCAGAUGAAUGCGUACUUCGACGUCGAUGCUGCGGCGAACUCGCACGACGGGAAGAGCUUGAGGGCGGAGCGGCAGGGCAAGAAGCUCACGAAGCAGGAGAUUAAGGCUUUCAAGAAUAAGCGGAGGGAAAAGAAGGAGGAGAAGCGGAGGGCGUGGUUGAGAGAUUGA